Messenger RNA from Fusarium mangiferae, 477 nucleotides. RefSeq lists its product as uncharacterized. The coding region runs from base 1 to 477 and encodes 158 amino acids. NCBI's taxonomy places the organism in Eukaryota, Fungi, Ascomycota, Sordariomycetes, Hypocreales, Nectriaceae. The record is from RefSeq and is a predicted model, not a curated record. Gene Ontology annotation, molecular function: carbon-sulfur lyase activity. The transcript is spliced from 2 exons.
AUGGCUUCAGAAGAAUACCCUACAAGCGUCUCUGGCGGAUGUCUCUGUGGCUCGGUUCGCUACAGGCUGAGAUUUCCAUCUGGCCAUGACUGGAAGAGAAGCUGCUCAACUUGCCAAUGCUCCCAGUGCCGUAAGAAUGGUGGCUCCCUCAUUGCAUGGCUUCAUUCAGUCCCUGCUUCCAGCGUAGAGUUCACCUCUCAGACGACGCUAUCGCGGUACCGCGCCUCACCGGAAGCAGCACGGGGCUUCUGUUCCAGUUGCGGCAGCUGGCUCUUCUGGCGCAAUGAAAAGUCGGAAAAGAUUAGCAUGUCUGUUGGGACGUUUGACAAAGACGACCUGAAAAUUUGGGGCCGGCAGUUAUCCUAUUCGGAGGUCCAUCUUUGGUCCGAGGAUGCGAUCGAGGGUAUCACGGAUCAUUUGCCCGGUGAGAAAUGGAAGUAUGAUGAUCAAGGAGAGGGGGCUGAGAGGAAAGCAUGA